This is a messenger RNA of Drosophila grimshawi, 1179 nucleotides long. RefSeq names its product GPN-loop GTPase 2. Gene Ontology annotation, cellular component: cytoplasm. The coding region runs from base 29 to 961 and encodes 310 amino acids. The record is from RefSeq and is a predicted model, not a curated record. The transcript has a single exon. NCBI's taxonomy places the organism in Eukaryota, Metazoa, Arthropoda, Insecta, Diptera, Drosophilidae. Gene Ontology annotation, molecular function: GTPase activity.
AGUACAAUAUCAUAAACAAAAGUAAAAAAUGCUGCAGCGCGUUCAGCCGCGAGUGGAAAAUCCACGUUAUGGACAAUUAAUUAUUGGUCCGCCUGGCUCUGGCAAGACCACAUACUGCAACGAGGCAUACAAAUUCUAUCGGGAACUGGGCCGACAAGUGGGCGUCGUCAAUUUGGAUCCGGGCAACGACAACAUGGCCUACGAGCCGGUGAUAAACGUCAUGGAGCUGAUCACAGUGGAGGACUGCAUGGAGCACCUGCAGCUGGGACCAAAUGGGGCGCUGAUGCACUGUGCAGAGUAUCUAGAGCAGCAUUUCGAGGAUUGGCUGCUGCCGGCGCUGCGCAAAUUGAGCGCUACCCACAAUUAUUUCCUCUUCGAUUGCCCGGGUCAGGUGGAGCUGUACACUCAUCACAAUGCCAUGGCGCGUGUCUUUGAGCGCUUGGAGGGGGAACGCUACAACCUGGUCACGGUGAACCUCAUCGAUUCGCACUACUGCUCGGAGCCGGCGAAGUUCAUUGCCACGCUGCUGAUGGCCCUAAAUACGAUGAUGCGUAUGAGUUUGCCCCAUAUCAAUGUGUUGUCCAAGGCGGAUCUGCUGCGCAAGCACGAGACAAAGCUGCACUUUAGCGUGGACUACUAUACGGAUGUACUGGAUCUGAAGUAUUUGCUGGAGAAACUGGGCGAUGAUCCAGCGAUGCGCAAAUAUCAGAAACUCAACGAAGCCAUUUGCUCCAUGGUGGAGGAUUAUGCACUUGUCUCCUUCAAGCUGCUCGAUGCCUUCAGCACGGACAGCAUGCUCCGACUCCGAAAUCAUAUCGACAAGGCCAAUGGCUAUGUGUACAAGGCUGGCGAGGAGCAAACGGUUAAUUCUUUGCUGGCCUGCGCCAUCGGCGCUGAAACAGAAGCUAUGCGUCAGCAACAAGAUAUUGAUCCCUACAUGGAGCAGCAACGGCAGCAGUAGCAGCAGCUAUCUACAUAAUUACUAUAAAAUACAUUUUAGUUAUAUCUUUGGCAAUUUCUUUAUCAAAAUCCAUUUGCAAAAAUAAGUUUUUUCCGCCGACGCCCACAUGAUUUCCUGUGAUAAAUAAUUGUUUCACUUUUCAAAUGCGCUGCACACGGUGUACAUUAGUUUUACCACUAUGUUUGAUAUAAAUAUAAAAAAUAUAUCAAUAAAAUGCA